Molecule: messenger RNA, 658 nt
Organism: Oryza sativa Japonica Group (Japanese rice)
Lineage: Eukaryota; Viridiplantae; Streptophyta; Magnoliopsida; Poales; Poaceae
Source: RefSeq, a predicted model, not a curated record
AGAUACACAUAGAAACAAGAAAGCCAGGCUGUGCUCAAGAUCCUGUGCUCUCUCCAAUGGAACCUGAGUCCUCCCUCCACAAGGUUGUUGUUCCUUUAGAUCUAAACUAUCCGAGGAUUUGUUCCCACUGCCAAACCAGCAAAACAUCGGUAUGGCGCAACGGCCCCUUUGGCCCCAAGUCUUUGUGCAAUGCUUGUGGGAUCCGAUAUCACAGAAAGGGAAUUGAUGCUCUUGAGUUAGAAGGUAAGAGGAGCAAAGACAAGAAGAGGAAGACGAGUAGAAACGAGGUUCCACUCCGGAGGGGAUUGAGGAAAAAUAAUAAGAAUGCAAAGGAGGUAGAUUUUGGAGUGAGGAUGAUGAUGGAGGGAUGCCAAUCAGAACCGAUGCUAACACAGGGCCAACAAUACGAAGAUGAUGUGAAGAAGGCUGCUAUCCAACUAAUGUACCUUUCAAGGGCCGCAAACACUUAAUCAAGCACAAGCAAUAGAGCUCUCUAUGUUGUUCUCUAUUUUGUAUGAAACUUGUCAUAAUCAAAUCAGAAAAGUGAUAAUGCAGUAUUUAAUUUGACUGACUACUAAAUUGAUAUUCCAAAUUAUGUAUCUUGCUUGUAGUUAAAACAAAGAGUAAUAGUCUAAGAGAUGAUAGCUGAUACUUUCAA